AUGUGUGUUGUUGAAUGCUUGAAACAAGACAAGGACGUGCCACAAUUACACGGUGAAUUUUUUAAUCAAGUGAGAAACCGAUUUGGCGAAUUAGAGGGAAAUGUGGAUUGGGACAAGUUCAAUUUGAAGUUUAACGUCAAGCCCAACGUGGAGCUCAAUUUGGGUCUUGAGUGUUUUUCAUUGAUCGCAAUGCAAAUAAAAGAGUCAUACACGGUAGAUGACCUUGUCAUCUGGAUCGACUCUUGUAGCUCAAAAUCAGCAACUUCAAGCGUGUCCUUGUUAUCAGACAAUACCCCAGCUUUUGUCUUGUUUGAUAUCUUACUACGAAGUCCCAGGUUCAAAGAACUGUUCCUUGUGCAAUUAGACUUGUGGACGCACAACAUAAAUUACGUGAUGAUGCAGUCUCGAAAAGACCACGGGAUUCUAAAAUUGAUGUUGGACAAUUUGACUUAUCAUGCGGUAAUGUUUGAACCUAAUAGCCUUGUGGUUCUAUACCAAACCACUUUGAACUUUGUCAAGUCACCAAAUGCAGGACUGUUGACCCAGUUAAACGGUACAUUUUUUGAUGAUCUCAUAUGGAGUCUAGCUGUGUAUUCCCUUCGCUAUCAGCAAAUUGAUCCCACAGGGAUCGCCAAUGCGCAAGAGUUGCUAAUGUCGCACAUUAAAAAUGUUGGGAGUUCUUUGUCCUUAAGGGGUUACCUAGGUAUAGCUAUUGUUUUGUCUAGAAUCUCAUACGACAAGGGUGUUCAGAUAUUUGAUGUUGCUCAACGAAAGUUUGCAAGGGAAACAAGCUCAAAGAAAAAUGUGUUGGCUUUUUAUAUUGCUAAAAUUUAUCUAGCUAAAUCGCUCAAGGAGGCUGUUGAUACAUUCAAGACUGCGAGUAAUCAAUUUGAUCAUUCAUCGACCUUGUGGCUAUUCUUUAUUCGAAAGUUAAAGUAUCUAAAUGUAAUGGAUGAAAAGUGGGCAAAAUUGUUGUACCAGCAGAUAUCCAAAUCAAAGGUAAAGAUUACAAGCGACAUUAUUUACGAAUUGUUGCACUUUGUUGGUGAAUUUGAUACUCUUGAGGACAUGUUUAAUGCUUUGUCAAGCGAAAAACUGGUUGCUGUUGACAAUAUAUUUCGUGUGAAAUAUAUACAACUUAUACAGCACCACAAAUCGGAAAUGGGGGCUCUCCCUUCGUUAUCGUGGGAGUUCCAUGAUCAAGCACAAUCGAGUCAUUGGAAUUCUAUUGACGAGUGCAUAUCUCACGUAUACACAACAUCACCUGUCAAAUCCCUUCAACUUGUUGUUACAUAUCUCAGUUACAUUUCCGAUAUUGAUGCAACAAAGUUUUUUACAUUAUAUAAGAAGGAAGUCAUAGACAGAGAUCAUUUGCCAAAUGCUGCAUGUUUAGGCCUUCUUUUGAGAACAGCCAGGAGGUCCGAGAACAUUAUAGUAGGGGAAAACUUGUUUGCUCCCCAAUUAGCAAUUCGUGAGUUUCAAAGAAAUGUGCAAGCUUCUGGGAGGUCGUUUGGUAUUUUCCCACGUGACGGUUUGUGGAAACAGUACAUUUUGCUACUUGCCGAAUUUGACUACGUUUCUGAACUUUCGAAAAUCAUCAAAUGGUGGAUCGAUCUUGAUUUUAAGCCUAAGAAGAGCACCAUUCUAUUGUUGUUAAAUGCAUUACCUGAAGAAUUUGCUUUACGGCACAUAAAACAUCAUCAAGUAGCAAAACUGAGAAAAGAUUGGGAUUGGCCAACUACCCGAGAGUUUAAAAAGUUCAAGUGGCUGCAAAAUAGAUCGAAUUAA
Lodderomyces parapsilosis is the source of this 1788-nucleotide messenger RNA. RefSeq lists its product as uncharacterized. The record is from RefSeq and is a predicted model, not a curated record. Bases 1 to 1788 code for a protein of 595 amino acids. NCBI's taxonomy places the organism in Eukaryota, Fungi, Ascomycota, Pichiomycetes, Serinales, Debaryomycetaceae. The transcript has a single exon.